CCUCUUUUCUCGUGGUUGCCUUUCAAGACUAAUCAUGUCUGGAGACUUGCAGUGGGCUAUUAUCAGAAACAACAGUUGCUUCUUGGUCAAAAGCCAGGGCAAGACUCUUACCAAGGAGCCCAACAAUGUCACCGGGAUAAACAGUUACAAGUACAAUGGUCUGGUAAACAAGAAGGUUAUGGGUGUCGAGCAAGCACCAAGUGGAAAGGGGGUUGUCUUGACUGUCAAGAAGACAUCUGGAGCUACCAACAAGCCUUGCAAGAUGUACCACAAGGUUACUCUAGCUAAAGACUCACGCCGCUCUCUCAAGGCAAUCAAGAGUCUAUGCAGCAAUGGCUACUACCGCCAAGAUCUUCAAGAUGCUGCCCUUCGACGUGCUAGCCUUAUUCUACGCAGCCAGAAACCCACUGCUGGGGUACAGAAGAAACGAUCUCGCAGAAAGCGCAGUUAAAUGAAACUGUUAAUUGUUACAUCUUGACAAUAAAAGAGUAUCAAUAAUU
Messenger RNA from Actinia tenebrosa (Australian red waratah sea anemone), 500 nucleotides. RefSeq names its product large ribosomal subunit protein eL28. Gene Ontology annotation, biological process: translation. NCBI's taxonomy places the organism in Eukaryota, Metazoa, Cnidaria, Anthozoa, Actiniaria, Actiniidae. Gene Ontology annotation, cellular component: ribosome. Gene Ontology annotation, molecular function: structural constituent of ribosome. The record is from RefSeq and is a predicted model, not a curated record.